Messenger RNA from Rhinichthys klamathensis goyatoka, 1354 nucleotides. RefSeq lists its product as uncharacterized. The coding region runs from base 39 to 683 and encodes 214 amino acids. The record is from RefSeq and is a predicted model, not a curated record. The transcript has 5 exons. Lineage: Eukaryota; Metazoa; Chordata; Actinopteri; Cypriniformes; Leuciscidae.
UAGGAGACGACGACAAAGACAACAUCAAGAACAUCAUCAUGGUGAUGAGGUGUAUUUUAGGCUGUUCCCCUCCCCAAACCCUCUUCCCUAUCCCGAAAGUGCCCUGGCUGCGCGUCCGCUGGCUGCAGUUUCUGCACUUCGACGACGGAGGCGUCACGGAGAACACGCGUCUGUGUGCGCGGCACUUCACGCAGGACAGCUUCAAAAACUUCCGCCAGCACGAGAUGGGCUUCGUGAAGCUGCUGCUGCUGUCGGACACCGCGGUGCCGUGCGUCUACACGGUCGGGGCGUCGUCGGGCGCCAAGCCUCUCACACGGGACGUGGGCUGCCAGUGUUCCCCCACACCGGUGAAGAAGAGCACCGCGGUGCAGGCGACGCGCUCCGCGCCCAAGCCCAAGCGACGCAGCAAAGCGGUCCAGGUGAAACCCGCCACCCUCUCUAUUGGGAUGUCCUGCUCCACGGAGCAUCCUGGCCCCGGUCUCGAUGUAACGUGUUCUCCAAACAACAAGAGGCCGCGUGUUAAAGAGGAGGAUGAUGGUGAGAUGGAGGAGAGCUGCUCGAGCUGCACAGAGGAAUCAACAGCAGCAGCGUCUGAUCUCACCUACGAGUCUGAGGACAGCGACACAUCACUCUUUGCUGCUCACUACUAUGAUGGAAGUGCGGAUUGGGAAUAUGUCAGCUGAAGAUGGCCAGAGUUGAAAAGAGUGAAUCCUUUUCAUCAGAAAAACAGCACAGAUAUACAGCUAUGUGGACACACGCAGGCCUCCAGACAGACACAGCCUGACUGCAGCGUUACACACCGACAUCUGUGUGUUCAGAGACUGCAGCGUUACACACCAACAUCUGUGUGUUCAGAGACUGCAGCGUUACACACCAACAUCUGUGUGUUCAGAGACUGCAGCGUUACACACCGACAUCUGUGUGUUCAGAGACUGCAGCGUUACACACCAACAUCUGUGUGUUCAGAGACUGCAGCGUUACACACCGACAUCUGUGUGUUCAGAGACUGCAGCGUUACACACCAACAUCUGUGUGUUCAGAGACUGCAGCGUUACACACCGACAUCUGUGUGUUCAGAGACUGCAGCGUUACACACCGACAUCUGUGUGUUCAGAGACUGCAGCGUUACACACCGACAUCUGUGUGUUCAGAGACUGCAGCGUUACACACCGACAUCUGCGUGUUCAGAGACUGCAGCGUUACACACCGACAUCUGUGUGUUCAGAGACUGCAGCGUUACACACCGACAUCUGUGUGUUCAGAGACUGCAGCGUUACACACCAACAUCUGUGUGUUCAAUGACUGCAGCGUUACACACCAACAUCUGUGUGUUCAGUGAGAAUGAACAGUGUGA